CUUCUCCAAUAAAGCACAGUUGGAUUCACACCACAAGGCCUCUUUCCUUUCGGAUUGUGCUUCGUAGUUUCCUAUCUGAACACCACAAAGGUCAAGCGCAACCCAAUCCUUCGAUCUCUCUAACUAGGGUUGCCGUCGAUUUUUGAUUGAUAAUCGAAGAUGUUUGGGAGAGCACCUAAGAAAAGCGACAACACGAAGUACUAUGAAAUCCUAGGGGUUUCGAAGAACGCUUCGCAGGAUGAUCUGAAGAAGGCUUAUAGAAAGGCCGCGAUCAAAAAUCAUCCGGACAAAGGAGGCGAUCCAGAGAAGUUUAAAGAGCUAGCCCAAGCUUAUGAAGUUCUGAGUGACCCGGAGAAGCGUGAAAUUUAUGAUCAGUAUGGUGAGGAUGCUCUCAAGGAAGGAAUGGGAUCUGGUGGAGCUGGUGGGCAUGACCCUUUUGACAUCUUCCAAUCCUUCUUUGGUGGUAGCCCUUUUGGUGGUGGCGGAAGCAGCAGGGGCCGAAGGCAGAGGAGGGGAGAGGAUGUGGUGCAUCCCCUCAAGGUUUCUCUGGAGGAUAUCUACAACGGAACAUCAAAGAAACUUUCCCUCUCACGCAAUGUACUCUGCUCCAAGUGCAAGGGUAAAGGAUCCAAGUCAGGUGCUUCAACGAAAUGCAUGGGCUGUCAAGGGUCUGGAAUGAAAGUCUCUAUAAGACAUCUCGGUCCAUCAAUGAUCCAGCAGAUGCAGCAUCCUUGCAAUGAGUGUAAGGGUACCGGUGAAACCAUAAAUGACAAGGAUCGAUGCCCACAGUGCAAGGGGGAGAAGGUUUUACAGGAGAAGAAAGUUCUAGAAGUACAUGUGGAGAAGGGAAUGCAAAAUGGACAAAAAAUUACAUUCCCUGGGGAGGCUGAUGAGGCGCCUGACACAGUUACAGGGGACAUAGUCUUUGUUCUACACCAGAAAGAUCACCCCAGGUUUAAGCGGAAGGGUGACGACCUCUUCGUUGAACACACCUUGUCCCUCACCGAGGCACUAUGUGGCUUCCAAUUUAUACUGACCCAUCUGGAUAAUAGGCAGCUUCUAAUUAAAUCCCAACCUGGAGAAGUUGUCAAGCCUGACCAAUUUAAGGCCAUAAAUGAUGAGGGAAUGCCCAUGUACUCUAGACCUUUCAUGAGAGGGAAACUGUAUAUUCACUUCACCGUGGAAUUCCCAGACUCCAUGACUCCAGAGCAAUGCAAGGCUCUCGAGGCUGUGCUGCCUCCAAAGCCUUCAAUGCAGAUUUCGGAUAUGGAGUUGGAUGAAUGUGAGGAGACUACUCUGCAUGAUGUGAACAUGGAGGAGGAGAUGCGGCGGAAGCAUCAGCAGGCCCAAGAAGCAUAUGAUGAGGACGAAGAUAUGCACGGUGGUGCCCAGAGAGUGCAAUGUGCUCAGCAAUGAUGAUCUUUAUGGGAAAUUUGGACCAAUGGAGAAGAGAGAUCCUUGGAUUUGUAGGUUCCCAUAAAUUUGUUUCGAUAUUCUAUAUGAUGAUUUAUCUAGGCAUUAGAUUGGUGAUUUUUGAUUUGGGAUUUCCAAGCAAGGUUUAAUCAUUAUUGAUUUCUUGCUAAUCACAUUGACUGUUAAUUUCUUGCACUAUUAUAAUAUCUUGUGCUUUUAUCUCGA
Cornus florida is the source of this 1638-nucleotide messenger RNA. RefSeq names its product dnaJ protein homolog. Gene Ontology annotation, cellular component: cytoplasm; cytosol. The record is from RefSeq and is a predicted model, not a curated record. The transcript has 7 exons. Lineage: Eukaryota; Viridiplantae; Streptophyta; Magnoliopsida; Cornales; Cornaceae. Gene Ontology annotation, molecular function: Hsp70 protein binding; ATP binding. Gene Ontology annotation, biological process: response to heat; protein refolding. Bases 160 to 1416 code for a protein of 418 amino acids.